UUGCAUGCCAACACUGAGUAAUUAAUGCUCUCUCCUUAGUGUAAAAUAAUCAAAUUCAUGCACACACACACACACACACACACACACACAUAUACACGCACACACACACACACACACAGACUGACUGACAGCGGCUCUCAUUGACUGUCUGCAGGCUGGAAACACACGCGUAUGAGUGCCAUGCCGAAUAAAACCAAGAAAGACAAGGAUUCACCAAAAUCUGCAAAAGUGAGUAAAACAGGAGGGCAGGAGAACUCAGAUCAUGAGGGCUCGAAUAAGAAGGGCGCUAACAGCGUCCCACCGACCACACAGCUGCUGAAGGGCAAAGCGGCCGGAUCUCAGACUCCGGUGAAGAAGGAGAAGAGGCCGAGCUCGUCUCGAUUCAGUCUGAGCAACAACCGAGAGCUGCAGAAACUGCCUGCGUUCAAAGAUGUUCCUCCCGCCGAGCAGGAGAAGUUAUUCGUGCAGAAGCUGCGUCAGUGCUGCGUUCUCUUCGACUUCGUCUCCGACCCCUUGAGCGACCUGAAAUGGAAGGAGGUGAAGCGGGCGGCGCUCAGCGAGAUGGUGGAGUACAUCACUCACAACAGGAACGUCAUCACCGAGCCCAUCUAUCCUGAGGUGGUGCACAUGUUUGCAAUCAACAUGUUUAGGACGUUACCGCCAUCAUCCAACCCAACCGGCGCAGAGUUCGACCCAGAGGAGGAUGAACCCACGUUAGAAGCGGCCUGGCCUCACCUGCAGCUCGUCUAUGAAUUUUUCCUGCGGUUUUUAGAGUCACCAGACUUUCAACCAAACAUAGCCAAGAAAUACAUCGACCAAAAGUUUGUGAUGCAGCUCCUGGAGCUGUUCGACAGUGAAGAUCCUCGAGAGCGGGACUUUCUGAAGACGACUCUCCACCGCAUCUAUGGGAAGUUCCUGGGUCUCAGAGCGUACAUCAGGAAACAGAUUAAUAACAUUUUCUAUAGGUUCAUCUAUGAAACAGAGCAUCAUAACGGAAUAGCCGAACUACUGGAAAUAUUAGGAAGCAUCAUUAACGGCUUCGCCUUACCGCUGAAAGAAGAGCACAAAAUCUUCCUUUUAAAAGUUUUGUUACCUUUGCAUAAAGUCAAGUCCCUCAGUGUUUAUCACCCGCAGCUGGCUUACUGUGUGGUUCAGUUUCUAGAGAAGGACAGCACACUUACUGAGCCGGUGGUGAUGGCUCUUCUAAAAUACUGGCCAAAGACUCACAGUCCAAAGGAGGUGAUGUUUCUGAACGAGCUGGAAGAGAUUCUGGACGUCAUCGAGCCGUCAGAGUUUGUUAAAGUGAUGGAGCCGCUAUUCAGACAGCUGGCCAAAUGCGUCUCCAGUCCACAUUUCCAGGUUGCGGAGCGAGCUCUCUACUACUGGAAUAACGAGUACAUCAUGAGUUUAAUCAGCGAUAACGCGGCGAGGAUCCUGCCCAUCAUGUUCCCCUCGCUGUACCGAAACUCCAAAACCCACUGGAACAAGACGAUCCACGGGCUGAUCUAUAACGCUCUGAAGCUCUUUAUGGAGAUGAAUCAGAAGCUUUUUGACGACUGCACACAGCAGUUCAGGGCCGAGAAAAACAAAGAAAAGGCCAAGUGGAAAGAGCGCGAGGAGGCGUGGAUAAAGAUCGAGAAUCUCGCCAAAUCAAACCCACAGUUUCUCAUGUACAUCGACUCCACCAGCCUCAGCAGUCCGAUGGACAUGGAGACAGACGGGCCGAUCAUUGAGGAUGUCAUGAUGCUAAAGAAGACCGUAGAAGAAGAAGCCACUCAGCCCCACAGAGACCAGCGUAAAGAACGUCCACUGAUGCGACGCAAGUCCGAGCUGCCUCAGGAUACCUCCACCGUGAAGGCCCUGGAGACGCACCGGCGCGCCGAGGACAUGAUCGGUGCCCAGGAUGGCCACUAGAGGACCACAGAUGCCCGAAACCCAGCCCAGAUUAGUCCAGUCCAGACCAGACCAGUCCAGUCUCAGCCGCCGUGUUCAGCACAGACGACCAGCGGUGGAGGACGGCUCCGGUGUGACCCACAAACACAUGAACCCGUUCUGUCCAGAACCGACCGCGCCGGAGCCCAUCCCACAUCCAGACCCCCUCGAUCCACGCUAGUCCCGACUCAUCCUCUCCUCUGCUUUCGUUUGUCCGUUUCUCUCUGUUAAAGGGAUAGUUCACCCAAGAAUGAAAAUUCUGUCAUUAAUUACUCGCCCUCAUCUCGUUCCAAACCCAUAACACCUUCAUUCAUCUUCAGAACACCAAUUAAGAUAUUUCUAAUGAAAUAGACAGCAAUGUAACUGCCAAGUUCAAGACCUAGAAAGGUAGUACGGACAUCAUUAAAAUAGUCCAUGUGACAUCAGUGCUUCAACUGUAAUUUUAGUAAGCGAAGAGAUUAUGUUGUGCGCAGAAAACAAAAAUAAUGACUUUAUUCAUUAAGUCUUCUCCUCCAAAUCAUGUAUUCCGCCAUUACUGAGAGUACCACACCGCAUGUGCGCGUUGGUGUAAUCAGCUUUGUUUACGUUCAGCAUGUGUGCGUUUCCUCCUGAACGUAAACAACUCUGAUUACGUUGAUUAUGUUCUGGGGAAAGCACGCACAUGCAUCGUGGUACUCUCCUAAAUAGCGUAAGAUGGUAACUCGUGGAGAAGAGUUGUUGAAUAAAAUUACUUUUGUUUUCUUUGCGCACAAAAAGUACUCUCGUAGCUACGCAAAAUUAAAGUUGAGCCACUGAUGUCACAUGGACUGUUUUACCGAUUUCUGCGACUGGGAACGUUUGUAUUGCUCCAAAUGCAGGAUCAGAGAGCUCUCGGAUUUCAUCAGAAAUAUCUUAAUUUGUGUUCUGAAGAUGAACAAAGGUCUUACUGGUUUGGAACGACACGAGGGUGAGUAAUUAAUGACAGAAUUUUCAUUUUUGGGUGAACUAUCCCUUCAAGCUGAACCGCACUUGUAUUCGGGCGAGCGAACGAUUCUCAGGUUGUUUGGAGACCGAGAGCAGCGAGCCGUGUUCAGAUUUCGCUCUCUUCUGUGGUUCUUGUGUCUGAAAUGAAACCGGCUCAGUGUGUAUUUCACGUCACGCUUGCAAAAUACCCUUCCGUUUUUGUCCAGAUACUUGGCAAUAAGUUCGUCCAGGGAGAUUUUGGUUGUUCAAACAAUGGUGAGCGGCCUUACGGUGGUUAAUUCGUUUUUAGAUGAGCGUCAAAGCUUUUUAACGGGCAAUACCGAACGUUUUGUUUACCCAGUUUUUCGACCAAGCCUUUAUUUGCAUAGAGUGCCUUUUUAGAUCGAGGAAAAAAGUAUUUUUCGUCUGAAAUUUUCUGGUUUCGCUCGCGAGAAACGCGGAUAGAACGGGACCCGGAGAAGCCUGACAAAAAGAGAAAUUCUCCUGAUAAACUUGAAUGACUUUCUCUGAAUUGUUUCCUUGGGUUUGGUUUAGGACGAAUCCCUCUGAACCAUUGUUUGAACUCCCAUUGAGUUUGGCCUGGUCGGAGCUACGGUGCAGUGCUCUCUCUGCGUUCGUCCGUGUCGUGAUUUCAGAUGCAGGUUUUUAUUCUCGGCCCAUAUAAGCUCGUCUGUCCGAUUUGAAUGUGCAAAUUUCAAUAGAUAAAUGCGUUAUUUUUCUCUCUCCUGACCUUUCUCUUGGGUUUUAAUUUAAACUCCUUCCUUAUCUUUCGGCUGUAGUGCGAAAAUCUAAAAACGUAGUCUGCGAAAGAUGAUUUUUCUCGCCGGUGUCAAUAGCAUAACUUGCGUUCUUUUUCCAGCUGGAAGCUUUCAUUGUGGUGAAUUUCACUUUCCGUUUCGUUUCAUGAAAGAAAAUACAACUGCAAAGUGUCCUUUAGUAUGCGUCCCCCUACUAAAUGGCUCCAUCUGAUAUUGUACAUAUUAUGUACUGUUAUGAUCCAUCUAUUAUUGAAUGGUAGAUCUCUUAUUUUGUACAAAUUUUCUCGUGUACAGAUGAAAACCGCUAUUAGCCACUUGCAGACAGUUGGUAUUUGACAGACUUCUGUAACUGCGUUAGAAACGUUUACGAUUUAAUUUCUAAUGUUUUUGUUUUUUUACUAUUUGUAAUUGAGAACUUUUCUGUCUCUGCAUUCAGCUGUCUGAUGAGAUCCAUCAUAAAAUAGCCUUCAUAUGUGCUUUUCUCCAAAUCUCAAGUGGUCUAUGUCUAUAUACAGGAAAUAAAGAAAACGUGUUUUAUAUUUUCA
This is a messenger RNA of Onychostoma macrolepis, 4198 nucleotides long. RefSeq names its product protein phosphatase 2, regulatory subunit B', gamma b (gene ppp2r5cb). The coding region runs from base 172 to 1914 and encodes 580 amino acids. Gene Ontology annotation, biological process: signal transduction; protein dephosphorylation. Gene Ontology annotation, cellular component: nucleus; protein phosphatase type 2A complex; cytosol. Gene Ontology annotation, molecular function: protein phosphatase activator activity. Lineage: Eukaryota; Metazoa; Chordata; Actinopteri; Cypriniformes; Cyprinidae. The transcript has 16 exons. The record is from RefSeq and is a predicted model, not a curated record.